Mya arenaria is the source of this 2049-nucleotide messenger RNA. RefSeq lists its product as uncharacterized. The transcript has 2 exons. The record is from RefSeq and is a predicted model, not a curated record. NCBI's taxonomy places the organism in Eukaryota, Metazoa, Mollusca, Bivalvia, Myida, Myidae. The coding region runs from base 683 to 1060 and encodes 125 amino acids.
CUACGUUCUUAAGGAGAAUUUAGGAUCUUUAUUAAGCUGGGCGUUAAGGAUGACAGAAAUGGUAUCGGAUACACAAAGCUGAAUUAUUUAUAAUCCCAUCUUCUUCGUUCCCCGCAGAAAUACGAGGAUUUUGCUGGCUUCGCCUAGACAAUCUCGGGCUUUCUGUUAUUCAGUUCAGUCCGGGCUUAAUUUACUUCAAAGAGCAUUGAUCGUUCAUGAAAUUCUGGAUUAACAAAGUUGUUGUUUCCAAUUACUGUUUUGAGAGGGAGUUAUAUUAACGCUUCAACGUUUUGUGAGAAGAUAUGAUGGUACACUGUUUAAAGCGGAGAAUUUUUAAUGGAAAUAGUAAUGCUAAAGAUUAAUAUGUGAACAGUUGAAGUUUUUCAUGGAUACGAAAGGUCUUUCAAAGACACGGAAUUAAAAUGGAAAACAGAACUGAUAUACAACUUUUACCACGUUCAUUCAAAUGUUAAACAAGUUUACAAAGGUCAACGAGACGAGUGAUUUGUGAUGAAAUAUUAUUCUUGACGUAUAUUGUGUGUGAAAAAGUUCUUCUUGGAUAAUACUAGUUAUAAAUAUGAUGUAACACUUCUAUGUCCCUAUCUACGGCACAUGCGAGGAUUACAACAAAUGUCCGGAGUAACCUGAUGAUUUCAAGGUCACGUGUGUCAAGGUCACCGGAAUGCUUGUAAUAACCUACAAUAACAGUUUUGAUGAAGUCAAUAGUGACGAUGAUUUUGACAAAAUUGAAGUACUAUCAUCACAAAUUGAAACCGUCGACGAGUUUUUUCUUGUCCCCAUAGCUAACUUGAGUGAAAGGGAAGUUGAGAUGCUAGACCGGAAGGAGCUCGAGAGGAAGCGGAUCGUCCGGGCGGUUGCGCUUGUGUCAGGCAUCCUCUUCCUGGUUAGCGUUGCUUUGGUUACGGUGUCCCUCUUCAUGGCCAAAGAUAUUGACGAAAUGGUUCGCAACUCCAACGAAAUGUUGAAGAAACACAACGACCGGAUGGCCGAGACGUAUAGUGACGUCACGACUGAUGUCAAUACAACCUUUAACGUUUGAUGUGAAGACUAAGCGACAUUAACUCACUGUAUAUAUGCAAUAUUCCAUCUAGCAACGAUUCAACAGACCAGGUUCACAGUAUAUGCACUAACCGUGACAUUUUCAGACGAAAUGGAAUGUGAUAUCCAUAUAAAAUGAUAUAUGUCGCUCAUAGUUUGUAAAUACAUACAUUCAUGAGCAUGGAUGAUAUCUAAAACAUUCCUUUCAUUUUUCGGCUUGAACACAUUAAAGGAAAUUCUUUUUGACUACCGAAGUGUCAAAAAGCCCCAUCGAUAUUUGGCUGCUUUCAAAGUUUGGUCAAACUUUCGAUAUUCCAGAAAAAAUUCAUGGAGCGGUUUAAAUUAUUGAAAUACAAGCUAUUUAAUGUUUUCCCAUCGGACAGGUUACGUCUUGUGUUCCUUAAUGACAGAGAGACUUUAGUGAGGAAGAUGUCUGCUCUAUAUUUGCCACAUGAUAAACCCACCGAGGGCAUGAUGGAUGGAACAGAGACUUCUAAUGCUCAUCCAGAAACUCCCCGUCAGGACAAACCGAUGAACGAUGAGUGCUCCGACUUUUAGUUUCUUCAAAUGGCCCUGAACAAAUAUGUAGGUGACUGUUAUUAUAGCUAUGCAAACAACCAUGUAUUAUAAUAUCACUUUAUACGGUUGGGAGUGUUAAUAUUGUUAUAGAUUUUAGAAUAACACAACAAUAUGUACAAAUUUCCUUAUUUUAUUUCGAAUCAUCGGACAAACUCAUAGUUUGCUCUUAUACGAACCUGGUGGACACGAUACAUGUUCGUCAUCCCCAAUUGCCAUGGUCUGGUCUUGCGCCAAUAUUUGUCGUUUUAUUAUACAAUCAUUGUGGAAACGUUUUUCCCAUAUUGGUCUGAUUUUUUAGAAUCGGCUGAAAUCGAGUAAGCUAUACUUGUGUGUUUUCGAUCUAUAUCUUAUUAGAUAGCCAGAAAUAACAACGAAUUUCUUGUUAGAAACAUAGGCAAAUUAUGAAAUACG